UUCCGUUCCGUUGGUCGCCGGCCGGGAGAAGGGACAAGUAAAUGGUAGACGUGCACCGAGAUUUUUUUUAAUCACUCAAAGAAAGUGCAACAAAUCCAGGGCUCGACGGGACCUCUGGUAGAAAUCGAGUCUGAAUAUAAGAUUACCCUGAAGAAAAAAAAUUUGUGGCAGCCAAACCUGCAGACAAGGUGUCUUCGCACUGGCUUCUGGGAAAUGUAGUUUCAACGUUCGCGAGGCGUUGUGUUUGCGAUCGAAACUACAAGCCCCACGGGCCACCGGGACGGCGCUGGUCGCCCGCGAACCAACGGUUUCGGGAGGCCCAGGGGUCGACUGAGAAGCGCCGUCUGGUUCGCGUGGAAAUUUACAUGCAAAACCAUCUGGUUGCUUAGGAAACUUGAGUCAGAGCAACAUAUAUCAAUACUGUUAAGGUCCAAGAAACCUCCAUGGUGGAACUUAAACUGCCUAGAUGAUGGAUUCUGAAUUUAUACACAGUAUAGUAGGAAGCUAUCUUAAGCCUCCAGAAAGAGUGUUUGUUCCUUCACUCACCCAGAACGAGUCACCUCAGUAUCAUCACCCCGUGAACUUUCAAGCCACAGCUCCUAAAAUGGUUAAUAGUCCAAAUAGCCAAGCACUUGUUCUAGCCUUACGGACUCUUCAGGAAAAGAUUCAUCGCUUAGAGCUGGAAAGAACACAAGCUGAAGAUAACCUAAGCAUUCUCUCCAGAGAAGCAGCGCAAUAUAAAAAGGCCUUGGAGAAUGAAACUAAUGAGAGAAAUCUGGCACACCAGGAACUGAUAAAACAGAAAAAAGAUAUAAGCAUGCAAUUAAGCUCAGCCCAGUCUCGUUGUACUAUUCUAGAGAAACAGCUUGAGUACACAAAGAGAAUGGUUCUCAAUGUAGAGCGGGAGAAGAAUAUGAUCCUUGAACAACAGGCACAGCUUCAAAGGGAAAAGGAACAAGAUCAGAUGAAGCUGCAUGCAAAACUUGAAAAGCUUGAUGUCUUAGAAAAAGAGUGUUUUAGACUGACAACAACUCAACAAACUGCUGAGGAAAAGAUUAAAUAUCUAGAGGAAAAACUUAAGGAAGAAGAACAUCAGCGUAAGCUAUUUCAAGACAAAGCUUCUGAGCUUCAAACUGGACUUGAAAUUAGCAAAAUUCUAAUGUCUUCAGUUUCAAAUUCAAAACACUCUAAAGAGAAGAAGAAAUCAUCAAAGAAAAGUAAAUGUAUAAAAGGAAGACCACCUCAGCAAAUUGAAUCAAAGCUCAGCACACCAUCUUUUAAAUGUGAAAAGUUGAACAGUUCAGACUGCUCCGUGAGUGCAAGUUUGCAAAACCUUCUGCAGCUGAUGCCUCGCUGUGGCCCACAGAGCUUUCCCAAGCCUGCGCUGGCGCUAGAGCCCAGGUGUCUCCACAAGCCUCCCAGGACAGCGUCCGGGUGCAGAACUGCGUCUUGCAGCUCAGAAAAACCCAUUGUCAUUUUUGACAAUUUGUCUGAACUUUUGAUGGCGAUGCAAGAUGAGCUGAACCAAAUGAGUCUGGAGCACAACAAGCUCCUGACACAGAGGGAGCAGACCGAAAGCCGUGCCGUCUGCGAUGACAUCGAGUGGGAACUAGAGCAGUUAGUCAAGAGAAUGGAAAUUAAAGGGGAACAAAUCUCCAAACUUAAGAAGCAUCAAAACAGUGUUCGCAAACUGCAGCAAAAGUUUCAGAACUCGUGGAAGAGUGAACCUUCAAGUACUCUGCAAGAUGACACCAACCCCAAAGGGUCAAAAUGCAUGAAAAAUAGUCCCAGGAAAUAUUUGAGUGAAACUAAUCCUUUCCCGAAACGCAGCAACUUUCAUCCGAUACAAGUUCAUAAUCUUCAAAUGAAAUUGAGAAGAGAUGAUAUCAUGUGGGAACAGUGAUACAGUAGCAAAACUGUCACCUUGAAUGAACUUUGUUAUUGAGGUCACCCAUUGUCUGAAGUGGUUUCAGAUUCAAUAUACUGUGUAAAAUUGUGAAUUAUGUUUCUUGAUUUUAUAAAACAUGA
Messenger RNA from Jaculus jaculus (lesser Egyptian jerboa), 2028 nucleotides. RefSeq names its product centrosomal protein 57 like 1 (gene Cep57l1). Bases 467 to 1903 code for a protein of 478 amino acids. Gene Ontology annotation, cellular component: centrosome. The record is from RefSeq and is a predicted model, not a curated record. Gene Ontology annotation, molecular function: microtubule binding; gamma-tubulin binding; identical protein binding. NCBI's taxonomy places the organism in Eukaryota, Metazoa, Chordata, Mammalia, Rodentia, Dipodidae. The transcript is spliced from 12 exons.